This is a messenger RNA of Gryllus bimaculatus (two-spotted cricket), 1080 nucleotides long. NCBI's taxonomy places the organism in Eukaryota, Metazoa, Arthropoda, Insecta, Orthoptera, Gryllidae. The record is from the annotation of a GenBank genome assembly.
AUGUUUGAUGUUUUCGGCUCCGUUAAGGGGCUUUUGAAGCUCGAUUCUGUGUGCAUAGAUAACAAUGUGUUUCGAUUGCAUUAUAAAGCGACAGUAAUCAUUUUGAUCGCGUUUUCUUUACUGGUCACGUCACGACAAUACAUUGGAGAUCCAAUUGAUUGCAUUGUGGACGAGAUCCCUCCAAAUGUGAUGGACACAUACUGCUGGAUUUAUUCGACGUUCACCAUUCCCAACAGGCUCAAGGGCGUUAUUGGCAGGGACGCUGCUCAUCCUGGAGUUGGGAACCACGUGGAAGGCGUCGAUGAAGUUAAAUACCACAAAUACUACCAGUGGGUGUGCUUCGUCUUGUUUUUUCAAGCCAUUUUGUUCUACGUCCCACGUUACCUGUGGAAAACAUGGGAAGGUGGACGCAUUAAGAUGUUGGUUCUGGAUCUCAAUUGCCCGGUGGUUAGCGAAGAGUGCAAGAAUGACAGAAAGAAAUUGCUGGUAGAUUAUUUUGCUACAAAUCUGCGCACACAAAACUUCUAUGCAAUCAGGUUCUUCAUUUGUGAAGCGUUGAAUUUCGUGAAUGUUGUAGGACAAAUUUAUUUCAUGGACCUGUUUCUUGAUGGUGAAUUCACAACAUACGGCUCAGAGGUAGUGAAAUUCACGGAGAUGGAACCAGAAGAUAGGUACGAUCCUAUGGCUCGUGUGUUUCCUAAAGUCACCAAAUGCACCUUCCACAAAUACGGUCCUUCCGGUUCGGUGCAGAAGUUCGACGGCCUGUGUGUGUUGCCCCUGAACAUCGUCAACGAGAAAAUCUACGUCUUUUUGUGGUUCUGGUUUGUCAUCUUGUCUGUGCUCACCGGUCUCACGCUGGUGUACCGAGCCCUUGUGGUCAUGGGCCCCCAGGUCCGCAUGCAUCUGCUGCGCGCUCGUUCUCGUCUUGCUCCUCAGGAGCAAAUUGAAAUUAUUUCACGCAAAUGCCAGAUUGGCGAUUGGUUUGUAUUAUAUCAGCUCGGUAAGAACAUCGAUCCCCUCAUCUACAAGGAAUUGGUUGCAGAAUUAGCCAAGAAGUUAGAAGGAAAAGAAACGGUAUAA